UAUUCUGAAAGUGGCCCAUCAGCUUACUCUUGUGAGGCUUAAGGUCUCUGGAGAUGAAGACUUCUGCAACUUCAUACCAAAGGUGAACACUAAAACUCUGUACUCCAAUGGUGAAGCAGCAAUACUCCUGAGAUGCUGUAACUUUGCGCAGGGGUUUGAAAAAUGGACCUUGUGCAGUCUGAAGAUACCACUUCAAUGUUUUAUCCAGGCUAUGGACAAAUAAUACACAAAUCAUGGAAACCCCGAAUUCAUAUCCACUUACAAAGUCUGACAAAAACUACAAUACAAAAGAAACUCAAAGGGCCAACUGCUGCUGAUGUGAACCUCUGGACUGAAUCUUUUGAGCGCCUUUUGACUAACCAGAAUGGACAAAUGGCAUUCAAAGCAUUUCUGAAGUCAGAGUUCUGUGAAGAGAAUUUAGAGUUUUGGCUUGCCUGUGAAGAAUUUAAAUGCCUGAAAACAAAAGAAAUACUGGCUUCCACAGCUGUUGACAUUUAUGAACAAUUCAUCAAAACGGACUCUCCAAAACAGAUUAAUUUGGAUUUUCACACAAGAGACUGCAUCACACAGAGCCUCCAGCACCCUACCACCUCCUGUUUUGUUGCGGCACAGAGGAAAAUAUAUCACCUAAUGGAGAGUGACACUUAUCCUCGUUUCAUCCAGUCAGACUUUUACAAAGAACUACGCAAAAUAGCCUGCACGGGAAUCAAAAAGAAUCGCAGAAGAAUUCUGCAUUGAGUCAGGGACAAUGGAAGUGUACCACAAGAGUGCCAAAAAGAAAUGAAGAGAUACACUACACUCCCCAGCGCCAUCAUUAUGUCAUUAUGUAAUUUGACAAGCAGAAAAUCAUGCUUGCUCCCAAGAGCAUAAUCAUGACCCUUAUGGAUAGUAGCCUACAGUAGUUGCACACUAGGCCUACUUCCACUAAACAAAUGACAUCUCUGACAUGUCGAACAUGACAGUGUUUUUAUUGCAAUGCGCAGAUGGUCUGUAUUGAUAUCUAUUUUAUUGACUGAAAGUGUUUGGUCUAUUUUAUGUCUUUUUUAUGUCUAUUCUGCCUAGCUUGAGUAUAUGUACAAUGCUCAUUCCUAUCAUGUUUACUCAUUUACAGUAUAUAUCAUACGUAUAUAUGUGUGUGUGUGUGUGUGUGUGUGUGUGUGUGUGUGUGUGCGUGUGUGUAUGUACAGCAUAUAUAUGUAUGUAUGUAUGUAAACACAAUACCUGAACAAAUUUUGCUUCAUUGUAUGCAACUUACAAAGACAGACCAACCAACUAAGUUUCUAGUUUCUCUCACACAAGUAAAUCUCGGCACAAAGAUUGCCAUCUAAACCUAAGCUAGUUGAGCCACCUAGUGGCUCUCUUGCUAUCUCACCACGUUUUCUUCUACUAUUCAGGUGUCAGGCAACUGUAAAUCCUCAGUCCAAAUGUUGAGCAAACCAUUUCAAAUAUUCAAGUUCAAGUACUUUAUUGUCAUGCACUCAUAAAAUUAAUUAUAAGUAAUGCUCAGCUAAGGAAUAAAUUAAAAUUAAAAUUAGUAAUUAAAAA
Messenger RNA from Sardina pilchardus (European sardine), 1545 nucleotides. RefSeq names its product regulator of G-protein signaling 21-like. The transcript has 5 exons. The record is from RefSeq and is a predicted model, not a curated record. Lineage: Eukaryota; Metazoa; Chordata; Actinopteri; Clupeiformes; Clupeidae. Bases 163 to 738 code for a protein of 191 amino acids.